Messenger RNA from Ictalurus furcatus (blue catfish), 1240 nucleotides. RefSeq names its product T-box transcription factor TBX6-like. Lineage: Eukaryota; Metazoa; Chordata; Actinopteri; Siluriformes; Ictaluridae. The record is from RefSeq and is a predicted model, not a curated record. Bases 458 to 1039 code for a protein of 193 amino acids. Gene Ontology annotation, molecular function: RNA polymerase II cis-regulatory region sequence-specific DNA binding; DNA-binding transcription factor activity, RNA polymerase II-specific. The transcript is spliced from 3 exons. Gene Ontology annotation, biological process: cell fate specification; vasculogenesis; heart looping. Gene Ontology annotation, cellular component: nucleus.
GGUUAAUUCAAACAGGAUUAUUUAGUAGCAUCUGAAGAUGUCAGAUAAAGGAAGACUGCUGUAAGACAGUUUUCGAUGAUUAGCUGAUAAGCUGAAUGAACAAUAAUAAACUGUUUAGGGGAAUGAUCGAGUAUGUUAGAGCAGCCUUCAACCUACUAAGCAAUUAGAUAAAUAUGCUGAAUGAAGGACAAUAAAAUGUGCCAGUCUUGUAAUGUAACACUGGAAUUCAGAACCAUUUACUGCUCUUCAUACAGCUUAUGUGUCAAAUGAUUUAGUAGGCUGUGAACACUUCAGAUAGGAGAAGGCUGAAAUCUGAUCGUCAGAUGAAAUGGUUGAUAUACAGGAGUAAACUGUGCCAGAUUCUAGUGCUGAUUCUACGCAUGAUAUAUUGUCAUUGCUCUGCCCUCCAGAUCGAGAGCCACCAGCCCACGUGCCCCUGUACCCUACAUCGUGUGACAUGGCGGCCCGAAGCCUGCCUCCUCAUCUGCUACCCCCACCCCCAGCAAAAAGAGAUAACUUUGGGAAAUCUGAAGACAUUAUAAAGAUAGAGCUGGAAAAUGUAUCGCUAUGGAAGCAGUUUAGCACCGUUGGCACAGAGAUGAUCAUCACCAAGAAGGGCAGACGGAUGUUUCCUCAGUUGAAAGUAAAGGUGUCUGGCUUAAACCCAUCUCUGCGUUACAUCCUACUGCUGGACAUCAUACCUGUAGACUCCUUUCGCUAUCGUUUCCAAGAUGACAAUUGGCAGGUGGUGGGAGGCGCUGAAGCUCGACUUCCUGACAGGGUGUUCAUCCACCCAGACUCUCCUGCAACUGGGGAACACUGGCAGAACCGAACCAUAUCUUUCCACCGAGCCAAACUCACCAACAACACACUGGACGGACAAGGAUAUAUCAUUCUGCAUUCCCUGCACAAGUACCAAGCACGAGUGCAUGUGGUUGAAACCAGAGAUGUGAUGAUGUGGGGUGGAGCUCAACACACCUUCACCUUUCCUGAGACCCAGUUCAUCACUGUCACAGCCUACCAGAACAACAAGGUAUAAAUAAAUAAAUGUCAGACUUUACAUCGAGUGUGUAAUUCGUUAUGCACAGUUGGGUACAAAACACAAGAAGAGAUCAGUUAACUUUAUCAGUACUUGCAAAAAUUUCUGUGAUUUUCUGUGUUUUCUUAGAUAACUGAACUGAAGAUCAAUUCCAAUCCCUUUGCCAAAGGUUUCAGGGAGAAUGGCAUGAACAGCAAGAAG